AGGAAGUGAGGUCCCAAGGAAAAUAAUCGCCCCGAAAAUGGCAGCGCUCAGCCGUAAAUGGGACCCGUUAUUUGUUUUGGUCCUUGGUAGUUUAGUCUUUUCUUGUAAAGGUGACGUUCUUAAGACGUCAAACGAUCGCACAGAAUCAAUUAGCGCCACCAAAAUUGAAGAGAGCAGUCCACAAGCCGCGGAUCUCGGUGAUUUACGGCAGUCCGAUGAGGCUGAGAGCAAUGAAGACCGCAAAGCCUUCACACCGCCGCCCCCGAACGACCAGUUUCAGGAGGAGAUGGUGAUACGUCCGCUUUAUUCGGGGGACAUCUAUGCAAGUUUCCAGUUUCGGACACAGUGGGACACGGAUUUCCUGCACGACGGAAAGAAAGCAGUGUCGCACUAUCGGCUUUUCCCGAAGUCUUUGGGCCAGGUGCUGUCUAAGUUCUCCGUAAGGGAGCUACACAUCUCCUUUACACAGGGCUACUGGCGGACCAUGCAGUGGGGACAGCCCUUCAUCCCUUCACCUCCCGGCGCCGAGCUCUGGGUGUGGUUCCAUCAUACCGUCACAGAUGUGGAUGGGAACUGGAAAGAGCUUACUAAUGUUUUGUCAGGCAUCUUCUGUGCUUCUCUUAAUUUCAUCGACUCAACCAACACAGUGGAGCCUAGCGCCUCUUUUAAACCCCUGGGACUGGGAAAUGCUACCGAUCAUCGUUUCCUACGCUAUGCUACCCUGCCACGUGAAAUCGUCUGUACGGAGAAUCUGACCCCUUGGAAGAAGCUUCUUCCCUGUGGCUCCAAGGCUGGUCUCGCCGUGCUGAUGAAGUCAGAGAAGCUGUUCCACAGCAGUUUCCAUUCGCAGGCUGUGCACAUCAGACCCGUUUGUAAGGAUUGGCAGUGUACGAGCACAGCAUGGGAACUAAGACAGACUCUGAAUGUGGUGUUUGACCUCUACACGUCUGGACAAGGAAAAAAGGAGUGGUCCCUGUUCAAGAUGUUCUCUCGCACCUUGACCGAGGCCUGCCCUCUAGCAUCUUCAAGCAAAAUCUAUGUGGAUGUCACAGACAACCCAGGGGGGGAGCUGUUUGACCUGAGCCCAUCCAGCCCUCUCAUCAGCACGGCUGUGGUGCUGGGAGACCGCCGAACAUAUUCGGUGUAUGAUCUGACCAAAAAAGAGACAUUUGGCCAGCUUCGCUCACUCAAUCUCCUACUGCGCUGGAAAGGGGAAAGCGACGACAUGCUGCGUCCCCCGCUUCAUGCCGAGCGCUACGUGUCAGGCUUUGGACUGCAGAAGGGUGAGAUCCACACCUGCCUCUACAAUAGCCACCCAUAUCGGGCCUACCCCGUACUGCUGCUGGACUCACUGCCCUGGUACCUGCGGCUGUACGUCCAUACCCUGACUGUUACCAGCAAGACGCGUGAGAACAAGCCAAGUUAUAUUCACUACCAGCCUUCUAAAGACCGUCUGCGUCCCCAUCUCCUGGAGAUGCUGGUACAGUUGCCACCUCAUUCUGUCACUGAAGUGACGGUGCAGUUUGAGAGAGCUCUGCUCAAAUGGACAGAAUACACUCCGGACCCUAACCAUGGCUUCUACAUUGGAUCCUCUGUGAUUAGUGCUCUUGUGCCAAGCAUCGUCGCCAUGGACACCAACAGCACUCGGGACCGACCACUGUUCAGCAGCUUUUUCCCCACCAAAGAAGAGUCGAGCUAUUUCAUGCGGGUGUACACGGAGCCUCUGCUCGUCAACUUGCCCACGCCAGACUUCAGCAUGCCCUACAACGUGAUCUGCCUCACCUGCACUGUGGUGGCGGUCGGCUACGGCUCCUUCUACAACCUGCUGACGCGCACUUUCCAGGUGGACGAGCCGAGCGCACCGCUGGCUAAACGCCUGGCCAACAUCAUCCGCCGCUUAAGGGGAGUGCCCCUACUCUGAAGCAGUGGCCCACGGGCACACCAGACCAGUGCCAGACCCAUGGCACGGCGCCUCCUCAGGCAGCUAGGUGAACGUCAAUGGAAUGGAGACUGUGGGUGG
Electrophorus electricus (electric eel) is the source of this 2020-nucleotide messenger RNA. RefSeq names its product phosphatidylinositol glycan anchor biosynthesis, class T (gene pigt). The record is from RefSeq and is a predicted model, not a curated record. Gene Ontology annotation, biological process: attachment of GPI anchor to protein. Gene Ontology annotation, cellular component: GPI-anchor transamidase complex. Lineage: Eukaryota; Metazoa; Chordata; Actinopteri; Gymnotiformes; Gymnotidae.